Molecule: messenger RNA, 765 nt
Organism: Staurois parvus
Lineage: Eukaryota; Metazoa; Chordata; Amphibia; Anura; Ranidae
Source: the annotation of a GenBank genome assembly
AUGCUGUAUUUGCAGCACAGCACAUUUUGGCUUUUGGCGGGCACAUGUCUCUUUUUAACUGCGUAUUCUGUGCACUUCCUCAAAGAAAACAUUAAUUGGAUAUGGACAGACAACAAGCAUUAUGUACUGGGAUAUUUCAUAACAGUUGGAUUUCUGAGCUUUGUAUCCUGCUAUAGACAUGGGCCCUUGAGCAGUGAACGGAGUAUCACCUUAUUCACCUGGACACUGCAGAUGAUAGCCUGCUUCUUAAUUUACUUUGGUCUCACCGUCUCUGAGAUUGCCCUUACAAUCAUAGCUGGGCUUGCUUCUUGUAAGGGUCUCUACUAUUCCUUUAAAAGUUCAACUUAUAUGCUUGCUUCCUUUGAUAGACUAAUAACACGUAAGAAGCCUGUCGCAAAAUUGCUCACAGAAGAGGAAUACAGGGAACAAGCUGAAACAGAGACUGUAAAGGCUUUAGAGGAACUUCGUGAUUUUUGCAACAGUCCUAACUUCAACUCUUGGCUUGUGGUUUCUAGACUUUCGUCACCCCAAACGUUUGCACAGUUUAUCUUGGGCUCCAAUCAUGUUUCCUUAGAAGAGGCAAGUACACAUGAAGAGCAGUAUGGACUUGGAAGCGCCUUCCUGGAGGAGCAACUUUUCACGCAAGACCAAGAAUCACAGCAUUCCCAACAGAUGGAGAUAGAUCCUCAAGAAAAUGAACAUGCCGAGGACUAUCCAAAUGCCUUUGAUCUAUCGGACAGUGAAACAAGCGUUCUGCUUCACUAG